UAAAAUCGAGGGAAAAGAUUCAUAGGAGUCAAAGAGAGUGCUCCAGCCUGCUCAAAUCAAUGUGCCCAAUAAAACCAUAAAACAUACAAUAUCAGCUCGGUUAGGACCGCCUCUUUUUAACCCUCGAUAACGCUCUCUGCUCCCCACUGGUACGGGGCAUUCAACCCUAAGCCCUAAGCGUCAUACGGUCGUUUUCCUUUAGAAAAAUCGGGGCAAUAGGCACCGUAAGCUCCGUGGUAUAGACGAGCCAAAAUCGCGUGAAGCACUCGCUCCGCCCCGACCGUAGUCUCGCGCUUCUCAUUGGGGGCGCACCACGCCCCCCCGUGAAAUCUGUAGUGGCCCCCCGAAUGCAGCGGAGUGCCAUGUACACUUGGAGGGCACUCUAAGAGUACGCUUAGGCGAGUUAAGCGCACUUCGCAGCUAAAGAGUCUUACAUCAAGGGUGCUCUAUAAAGAGUGCUAUAGCCCCCCGAUCGCUGAUUUAUUUAUAUAGUUAGUCAGUUUGUUUAUUGAAUUCGGUUAUCGGUUCGAGUGGUUCGGGCUCUCGCCCGACUAUCGAGUGAGUAUUUUGCGUGUUUCGGGUUCUUCGUCGUCGCAUUAGAAUUUUAUAUAAAGAGAAACGGGCGUUUUCGAAAUCGUCGAAGGACGAACGGCUAUUAUAGUGGGUGCGUGCGUUAAGAGUUAUUGCCGCACUCGGGUGUGAGGUUGGACGGGAAGAAUCCCGCGCGCGGCCAACCUGCCGCUGUAUUUAAACACGGAUGGAUUAAUUGGGUCGAAGGAGUUGUUUUGUAACGGGGGAUCGUUCGCUGCGGUCCUGGAGUCCAUGUCUGCAGGUGGCAACUACGGGGAAGGUCCCGUGGUGCCGGUGGUGGACCGUGGAAGUACCGGAUCGAGCGCCUCCGACCUCCACGGGCUCCUGCCCGAGCUCAAUGGCGUCGAGUUGGCGAUGAGCCUGAGCCCCAAGGGGCACUUGGGCCAUCAGGGAUCCGCGCUCAGUCAUCAGCUACAGCACCAGUUGCACCAUCACAGCACCCCGUUCAGCGUCACCGACAUACUCAGUCCCAUCGAGGAAUCGUAUCGCAAAUUGGAAUUGGCCGCUAAUCCUCCCUCACCUUAUCGAUCUACCUCUAGCGGUAGCAGCAUAAACUCACCGGGAGCCGUGGGUACCGCCUCCGCCGGUACCGCUUGCAGUAUGAACGGCGGUUAUCCGGUUAUGGGGCAGUUCGGGGGCGGCCAGUAUUGUCCCUCGGUGUCCGAAAAUUUGGGACUGCCCCCUCACUAUUCUUCUGGAUGGUAUCAGAGUUCUGCGGCCGAUCCACGAUUUGCCAUUUCAAGAUUGAUGGGUACGAGUGCCUCGGCGGCGAACAUGGGCCACCACGGCCUUAAUACGGGGAUGCCCGGUUUAGGCCCGUGCGCAGGCGUCACCGACACGAAACCGAUGCAAUUCCCGCUCGCACAGCGUCGUAAGAGGCGUGUCCUGUUCACCCAAGCGCAGGUAUACGAACUGGAACGGAGAUUUAAGCAGCAAAAGUACUUGUCCGCCCCAGAGCGAGAACACUUGGCCUCCCUCAUCCAUCUAACUCCCACACAAGUGAAAAUCUGGUUCCAAAACCACCGGUACAAGUGCAAACGACAGGCCAAAGAGAAGGCGAUGGCCGAACAAAACCAACACAACCAGUCAUCAAGUUCACCGCGUCGCGUAGCGGUUCCAGUUCUAGUCAAAGACGGCAAACCGUGUUCGAGUAGCAGCAACCAAACCAACUCGUCGGCCUCGAGCGGCCAAUCGGGCGGCCAGGAUCAGUCACGUGGCGGCGGCCAACAGACGGCGGCCUGCCAAUCGAGUCAGUCGGCGCAGGCGCAGUGCAUGGCAAACGGCGGCCUCGCGAUGGCUUAUGGCCGCCAACAGACCAACUAUCAGCAACAGUGUAGCGCCUAUUUGCCGCUACAGGCGAGGGCGUGGUAGUGCCACGAACAGUACGGGUUAGUCUACGACAGUGAUAUGUAAGCCCUCGGUUGUCUCCUUUUAGUGGACUAUUUUUUUUUUUUUUAAUCUUUUUCCUUGUUUGGACUCUUUCGGACUACCCGUGCGUGCGGCAUCUUUUGAGGGAAUUGUAAAUUGCAACUAACGGCAACACUGUUUGGGUCCCUUCUGUGUGUCUUAGAUUUGUUUGAUUGAAGUAGUAGUAACGGAGCAUGCGUAAGGGGGCGUGGCUUAUGAUUUGCCAAGAGCAAUGUUGUCAAGUUAUGAAGAAAUUAAGAGACUUGUAGCGAAGUUAUUUUAAUGAGACUCGGUUUGUAUCGCACCCUCGCUGAAAAGUGUCUUAAUUCAAAAAACCUGGUUUUGAGAAUCACAACUGGCCCAACUUUGACAGGCUGUCAUUUGCGACCUGUCAAAUUUAGGUUUUUCAAAUUUGGAUUUUCUUGUAAAGGAAUGACCUGAAAUGACAAUAAAAGAAACAUUUUGUUGCUAAACCUUAAAGCAACAAAAUAACAUCAAUUUUUGAGAACCAUGUCUUGGUCAUUAAGUCUGAAAAAAAAACUUAACUUUCACAAGCUGUCAAUCGUCACCUAUCAAAGACACUUAUUUCAAAUUUGGAUUUUAUGGGAAAAUAAUCGUUUAAUAUUAUAAUGAAAAAACAUUUUGUUGCUAUAUAUGAAAGUAACAAAAUUACAGGAAUUUUGGAAAACCAUGUCUCGAUUAUUAUGAGGGAAAAUUCUUAUUAUCAUCUUUGAGUGCUUGUAAAAAAUUCCUUAUUAAAAAUAUUGACUUGAAAUAUCUUUUUAAAUAUAGACUGAAGUUUUCCAAAUAAAUUGGGAUAAUUUUGAAUACAUUUGGACAAUUUUUGAGGAAGUUAUUAGGGUUUUUUUACCAGGAGUCCAAAAAAUUGGGACAAUUUUCACCAUCAUUUUUGAGAGCCUGUAAAAUAUUCCUUAUUAAAAAUAUUUGCUUGGAAUAAUUUUUUAAACAGAAACUAAAGUUUUCCAAACGAAUUGAGAUAAUUUUGAACAAAUUUGGACCAUUUUUAAAGGAGCUAUGAAGGUUUUUGUACUGGAUGUCCAAACAAUUGGAAAAAUUAUAACCGUCAUCUUUGAGAGCGCGUAAAAAAUAAUCUAAUAAAAAUAUUGACUUGGAAUAUUUUUUAAAAUAUAAACUGAAGCUUUCCAAACGAAUUAAAAUAAUUUUAAAUAAAUGUAGAUAAUUUUUGAGGAAGUUUUGAAGGUUUUUGUAUUGAGUGUCUAAAAAUAUGGAAAAUUUUCAUUAUUAUCUUUGAAAGCCUGUAAAAAAUUCCUUAUUAAGAAUAGUCAUUUACAGUAACUUUUUAAGGAUAAACUGCAGUUUUCCAAACAAACUAUGAUAAUUUUGAAUAAAUUUGGACAAUUUUUGAGUGAGUUAUGAAGGUUUUUCUACCAGAUGUCCGAAAAAUUGGGACAAUUUUUACCAUCAUUUUUGAGAGCCUGUAAAAAAUGCCUUAUUACAAAUAUUGAUUUAGAAUAUCUUUUUAAAUAUAAAUUGAAGCGUUCCAAACGAAUUGAGAUAAUUUUAAAUAAAUUUGGACAAUUUUUGAGGGAGGUAUGAAGGUUUUUCUAAUAAGUGUCGUAAAAAUUAGAAAAAAAUUUCAUAAAUCAUCUUUGAGAGUUUGUAAAAAAUUCCAUCUAAAGAAUAUUUAUUUAGACUAUUUUUUUAAAUAUAUACUUAUGUUUUCCAAACGAAUUGAGGACGUUUUGAACAAAUUUGGAUAAUUUUUGAGGGAGUUAUUAAGGUUUUUGUACCAGGUGUCCAAAAAAUUGAAAGAAUUUUCACCAUCAUCUUUGAAACCCUAUAAAAAAUUCCUUAUUAAGAAUAUUGAUUUGGAAUAUUUUUUAAAAUAAAAACUGAAGCUUUCCAAACAAACUAAGGCAAUUUUAAACAAAUUUGGACCAUUUUUAAAGGAGCUAUGAAGGUUUUUGUACUGGAUGUCCAAACAAUUGGAAAAAUUAUAACCGUCAUCUUUGAGAGCGCGUAAAAAAUAAUCUAAUAAAAAUAUUGACUUGGAAUAUUUUUUAAAAUAUAAACUGAAGCUUUCCAAACGAAUUAAAAUAAUUUUAAAUAAAUGUAGAUAAUUUUUGAGGAAGUUUUGAAGGUUUUUGUAUUGAGUGUCUAAAAAUAUGGAAAAUUUUCAUUAUUAUAUUUGAAAGCCUGUAAAAAAUUCCUUAUUAAAAAUAUUCAUUUAGAGUAACUUUUUAAGGAUAAACUGCAGUUUUCCAAACAAACUAUGAUAAUUUUGAAUAAAUUUUGACAAUUUUUGAGGGAGUUAUGAAGGUUUUUCUACCAGGUGUCCGAAAAAUUGGGACAAUUUUUACCAUCAUUUUUGAGAGCCUGUAAAAAAUGCCUUAUUGCAAAUAUUGAUUUAGAAUAUCUUUUUAAAUAUAAAUUGAAGCGUUCUUAACGAAUUGAGAUAAUUUUGAAUAAAUUUGAUCAAUUUUUGAGGGAAUUAUGAAGGUUUUUCUACCAGGGGUCCGAAAAAUUGGGAGAAUUUUGACCAUCAUCUUUGAGAGCCUAUAAAAAAUUCUUUAUUAAAAAUAUUGAUUUAGAAUAUUUUUUCAAAUAUAAAUUGAAGCGUCCUAAACGAAUUGAGAUAAUUUUGAAUAAAUUUGGUCAAUUUUUGAGGGAGUUAUGAAGGUUUUUGUACUGAGUGUCUAAAAUAUGGAAAAUUUUCAUUAUUAUCUUUGAAAGCCUGUAAAAAAUUCCUUAUUAAGAAUAUUCACUUAAAGUAUCUUUUUGAGGAUAAACUGAAGUUUUCCAAACAAACUAAGACAAUUUUGAAUAAAUUGUAACAAUUUUUGAGGGAGUUAUGAAGGUUUUUCUACCAGGGGUCCGAAAAAUUGGGAGAAUUUUGACCAUCAUCUUUGAGAGCCUAUAAAAAAUUCUUUAUUAAAAAUAUUGAUUUAGAAUAUUUUUUCAAAUAUAAAUUGAAGCGUUCUAAACGAAUUGAGAUAAUUUUGAAUAAAUUUGGUCAAUUUUUGAGGGAGUUAUGAAGGUUUUUGUACUGAGUGUCUAAAAAUAUGGAAAAUUGUCAUUAUUAUCUUUGAAAGCCUGUAAAAAAUUCCUUAUUAAAAAUAUUCAUUUAGAGUAACUUUUUAAGGAUAAACUGCAGUUUUCCAAACAAACUAUGAUAAUUUUGAAUAAAUUUGGACAAUUUUUGAGUGAGUUAUGAAGGUUUUUCUACCAGGUGUCCGAAAAAUUGGGACAAUUUUUACCAUCAUUUUUGAGAGCCUGUAAAAAAUGCCUUAUUACAAAUAUUGAUUUAGAAUAUCUUUUUAAAUAUAAAUUGAAGCGUUCUAAACGAGUUGAGAUAAUUUUGAAUAAAUUUGGACAAUUUUUGAGGGAAGUAUGAAGGUUUUUCUAAUAAGUGUCGUAAAAAUUAGAAAAAAUUUCAUAAAUCAUUUUUGAGAGUCUCUAAAAAAUUCCAUCUAAAGAAUAUUUAUUUAGACUAUUUUUUUAAAUAUAAACUAACGUUUUCCAAACGAAUUGAGGACGCUUUGAACAAAUUUGGACACUUUUUAAGGAAGUUAUGAAGGUUUUUGUACCAGGUGUCCAAAAAAUUGGGAGAAUUUUCACCAUCAUCUUUGAGAGCCUAUAAAAAAUUCCUUAUUAAGAAUAUUGAUUUGGAAUAUUUUUUAAAAUGAAAACUGAAGCUUUCCAAACAAAUUAAGGCAAUUUUGAACAAAUUUGGGCCAUUUUUGAAGGAGCUAUGAAGGUUUUUGUACUGGAUGUCCAAACAAUUGGAAAAAUUAUAACCGUCAUCUUUGAGAGCGCGUAAAAAAUAAUCUAAUAAAAAUAUUGACUUGGAUUAUUUUUUGAAAUAUAAACUAAAGCUUUCCAAAUGAAUUGAGGCAACUUUCAGCAAAUUUGCACCAUUUUUGAGGGAGUUAUGAAAGUUUUUGUAUCUCGACGUGGUCAAAAAUGACGGUUUUGACUAGUGACACUUUUUUUAGCGGGAUUUUAGACAAGAAUUGACAACGUCGGGCUUUUAUGAGCGAAAUCUAGCAGUGUUGCCGUGUUUAUGUACCAUUGUUGCCAUUUUAAAGAAAUUUCUUAUACUUCAAUGUUCCUUAAAAAAAAAUCGUUUUUUUUUUCGAUGAUAGGAUUUGACAAAAGUAAAUUUCAAGGUAGUAUAUAAUAUAGCUACUUAAACCACGUGAAGCUUUAAUUUGAUGUAAUUAAGUUUGUACAUAAUGUAUUUGUAUAUAUGUAAAUAUUGGAUCUCUUCUCCCGUUACAAAAAGAAACAGGGUCAACGUCUAGUAGGAAAACGUGUUUGAUAUUGUAUACCGCUAGGGGGCGUAAAUAAUGUUUAAGUGCAAUCGUACAUUUCUUAACGAGCAGCAAUAAUAUUACAAUUUGUUUUUGUACAAUAUUUUGUACAUAUAUUUUACCGUGUAGCGUAAAAUCAUCUUGCCAAAAUGUAUUUUAUUAUUAUUUAUUUGUAAUUUUUAAUUGUACAGGAAAUAAUUGUUAGACCUUAAUAAUUAUAAUUAAUAUAAUGCACAAUAUAUCAUGAUGUAAACUAUAUAUGUGUUUUUAAAUUAAAAUAAAAUAAAUUAAAUUAA
Molecule: messenger RNA, 6589 nt
Organism: Anthonomus grandis grandis
Lineage: Eukaryota; Metazoa; Arthropoda; Insecta; Coleoptera; Curculionidae
Gene: scro
Product: homeobox protein Nkx-2.1-like
Exons: 7
Coding region: 823-1962 (379 amino acids)
Biological process (GO): regulation of transcription by RNA polymerase II; cell differentiation
Cellular component (GO): nucleus
Molecular function (GO): DNA-binding transcription factor activity, RNA polymerase II-specific; RNA polymerase II cis-regulatory region sequence-specific DNA binding
Source: RefSeq, a predicted model, not a curated record